Messenger RNA from Thalassophryne amazonica, 1324 nucleotides. It is a transcript of the gene nfkbiab, whose product is annotated as nuclear factor of kappa light polypeptide gene enhancer in B-cells inhibitor, alpha b. The coding region runs from base 190 to 1116 and encodes 308 amino acids. Gene Ontology annotation, molecular function: protein binding. Lineage: Eukaryota; Metazoa; Chordata; Actinopteri; Batrachoidiformes; Batrachoididae. The record is from RefSeq and is a predicted model, not a curated record. The transcript is spliced from 6 exons.
AACAUUAUUUUCUGUAUCCUGGAGGUAGAGAAAAGUAACGUUUGUGUGGAAUGUAAUCGGAUACAUUGAGUAAUCGGAUUACUGAGUAGAAGUCUUGGGAAAUUCCCCGCCCCCGUUGGUUAGCUCCGCCCCGCUGAAGACGACAUUUGCAGCUCCGUUCCACCAAGCGCACCUUCGGGAAAGUCCACCAUGGACCUGCAGCGGGGUGUCGUGUUCGACGACGGGGACCUUAAGGCCGAUGAGUCGGUCCCGGUUCCGGAGGAGCGGCUGGACAGCGGCCUAGACUCACUGAAGGAGGAGGAGUACCGGGAGGUGGCGGCGGAGCUCCGGGAGCUCCAGCUGGGAGAAGAAAAUCCGCAACGACCUGGAGAACCGCCCGAUUGGCAGAACCAGGUCACCGAGGACGGAGACACUUGGCUCCAUCUGGCCAUCAUCCAUGAGGCCAAAGACUGCAUCAGAACCACCAUAACCCAGUCCAGGAACACACAGUUCCUCAACAGACAGAACCACCAGAGACAGAGUCCUUUGCACCUGGCUGUGGUGACGAACCAGCCUGACGUGUGCCAGCAGCUACUGGCGGCAGGAUGUGACCCCACACUGGUGGACUACAACGGAGACACUCCCCUUCACAUUGCCUGUUACUAUGGUAACCUGUUGUGUUUCUGCGUCCUCACACAAAACAGUCAGUCGGCCGAUCUUAAAGCGGCGAUGGCGGCCUACAACUACCGCGGUCUGAACUGUCUCCAUCUGGCCUCUGUCCACGGCUUCCUUUCACUGGUGGAGAAUUUGGUGGUUCUCGGAGCCGACGUCAACGCACAGGAGCAGUGUAACGGUCGCAGUGCGUUGCACCUGGCUGUGGACCAGCAGAAUCUCUCAUUGGUUCAGCUCCUGCUGAAAAAUGGAGCUGACCCAAACCAUGUGACCUACGGAGGUCACUCUGCUUUCCAUUUGACUUACGGCCGCCAGAAUGUUGAAAUCCAGAAAGAACUGUACCCGCUCACCAGGGCGGAGCUGAGGGAGCUGCCUGAUAGCGAAUCAGAUGACACAGAGGAAGAAGAGGAGGCGGAGUCUGAAGAGGAGGUGUGUUAUGAUGACAUCCAGUGGAACCGUCACUAGCCCACAAGGACGUCAGAGGCUGUGAGCUGAUGGCGGCGUGGACGAUGUGGCAGAGAUUGAACAAGCCCCUGAGCCCCCUGCAGGUGGUGCCAGACGUGCUGUGGACUGUGUCCUGGCGUGUUGUAUGAUAUGUAAAUGCUGUGUAUACUGAGAUGUAUUUUUUAAUGGAAGCUGAAUAGGCCAAUUAAAUUAAAGUGUGUCAAACGCU